Messenger RNA from Lachancea mirantina, 2031 nucleotides. The record is from the annotation of a GenBank genome assembly. Lineage: Eukaryota; Fungi; Ascomycota; Saccharomycetes; Saccharomycetales; Saccharomycetaceae.
AUGAAUUAUUGGUUAUUUAACACAGUCCUUAUAGGAUGUCUCUCAACAAUCAACAAUGAUCCGGCGCUUAGAGCAUUACCUUAUCGGAUCCUUAUCAGUAAUGUUGAACGGAUGUUGUUAUCUCGGAAGGGCUUCGGAAGCGGUUCCGAAACAACUUCCAAGACGAGUCGACUCCCAAGACUCGAAUCGAGUAUAAAACAUGGAUUCCGAGUCCACGAGUGGACCCUGCUUUCGGCAACGCUCAAUUCAUCUAGAACCAGCUUCAAAAUGUCUUUCAACUCCAGUAGGAGAUCCGUUGUACAUUCGACCAAAGGAAUUGUCGCCUGUUCACAACCUCUUGCUGCGUCGGCAGGUAUCAAGAUCCUAGAACUCGGUGGGAACUCCAUUGAUGCAUCAAUCGCCGUUUCUGCAUGCUUAUGUGCUCUGGAACCGGCGUCUACUGGUAUAGCUGGCGAUUGUUUUCUCCUGCAUUUCGAUGCUUCCACUAAAGAAGUUAUAGGAAUGAAUGCGACCGGUCGAACCCCAUCAAAGCUGUCGUACGAGUUUUUGAAAGAGACAAAUGCAGUGGACCCCAAUGCAUGCCGAUUGCCCAAACAUUCCGUACAUGCAAUUACCGUACCUGGCGCCAUAGCUGGAUGGAUUGACGCUUAUGCGAAAUUAGGUUCCGGAAAUGUCACUCUGGAGCAGAUAUUUCAACCUGCGAUUGAUCUGUGCUCUAAUGGGUACCCUGUGAGCGAAAUUUCCGCUUAUUUAAUCCAAAUAUCUUGGAAGACCUUGCAGCGUCAAAACUCUCAGAAUCCUGCUUUAUUGAAUUGUUUCGCUCCAAUUAAUAGACCUGGAGAACCGCCUCGAGAUGGUGACAUCUUGAAGAAUCCGUCACUCGCCGAAGCUUUUGAACUGAUUGCUAAAAAUGGGAAAGAUGGAUUUUAUCGGGGUCCCAUUGCUGAGGCAAUCGUAGACGAGAUUGAAUCGAGACAGGGCGUGCUUUCUGCCUAUGAUCUGGCAAAUAACGAAACCACGUUUGUCAACCCGAUCUACCUAGAUUUUUUGGGACACCGCAUUUGGGAAAUUCCACCUAAUGGUCAGGGUCUCGUUGUUUUGCUCGCACUGGGUAUCAUUCGGGAAUUGCACGCAUCCGGCAAAAUCAAUCUGUUUGAGCUCAAGCACAACUCUCCAGAAUACUUACAUCUGCUCAUCGAAUCUCUUAAAAUUGCAUUUUACGACUCUGACGAGUACGUUUCAGAUCCCGAUUAUCAGGACGUGAACAUCCUAGACAGAUUGCUGUCGAGAUCAUAUUUGAAGUCCAGAGCCGCGUUAUUCAAGGGCGAUUCCAUUAUUGACUCGAGAACAAUGAAAUAUGGAGUACCCGACGCUGAUCUUAACCAGUCUGACACGGUUUAUUUCACAGUGAGUGACCAAAAUGGUAAUGCUACAUCAUUUAUCAACUCGGUGUUUAUCGAAUUUGGAUCUUCGAUUAUUCCCAAAAAGUUUGGCGGGUUUACAUUGCACAACCGAGGUUCCAACUUCAACUUAACCGAGAAUACCAAGAACUUCUUGCAGCCCAACAAAAGACCAUAUCAUACAAUAAUUCCAUCCAUGAUUACGGAUCCAGAUACGGGCGAUCUUUUGUACAGUUUUGGAAACAUGGGUGGAUUCAUGCAACCUACGGGACACGUUCAACAUUUUUUGAAUUUGGUUUUAUUCAAGAUGACGCCGCAAGAAUCUUUGGACUCUCCUAGAAUAUGUCUUUCGCCAAAUCCCAAAUUCGCUUCUUUGGACCGCGGGCUGGGAUCUCACGGUCCCGUCUCUACUCCAGUGACUCUAGUAUCAACGGAAGAAGACAUGCCAAAAACCACCGUGCAAGGACUGCGCAAUUUGGGGCACGACGUCGAAGUCUUGUCCGGUAUGGACCGUAGUCUUUUCGGACGUGGCCAAAUCAUUAAAAAGACUAAGUUUGACAGUGUAGGGAGUUUUUCGUAUUCUGCAGGCAGCGACAAACGAGGCGACGGCUGCGCCAUCCCUUUGAUUUAG